AUGGCCCCCGCCCGGGGCCGCCUGCCCCCCGCGCUCUGGGUCGUCACGGCCGCGGCGGCGGCGGCCACCUGCGUGUCCGCGGCGCGCGGCGAAGUGAACUUGCUGGACACGUCCACCAUCCACGGGGACUGGGGCUGGCUCACGUAUCCGGCUCACGGGUGGGACUCCAUCAACGAGGUGGACGAGUCCUUCCGGCCCAUCCACACUUACCAGGUUUGCAACGUCAUGAGCCCCAACCAGAACAACUGGCUGCGGACCAGCUGGGUGCCCCGAGACGGCGCCCGGCGUGUCUACGCCGAGAUCAAGUUCACCCUGCGCGACUGCAACAGCAUGCCCGGCGUGCUGGGCACCUGCAAGGAGACCUUCAACCUCUACUACCUGGAGUCGGACCGCGACCUGGGCGCCAGCACGCAGGAGAGCCAGUUCCUCAAAAUCGACACCAUCGCGGCCGACGAGAGCUUCACGGGGGCCGACCUGGGCGUGCGGCGCCUCAAGCUCAACACAGAGGUGCGCGGCGUGGGGCCCCUCAACAAGCGCGGCUUCUACCUGGCCUUCCAGGACAUCGGCGCCUGCCUGGCCAUCCUGUCCCUCCGCAUCUACUACAAGAAGUGCCCCACCAUGGUGCGCAACCUGGCCGCCUUCUCGGAGGCGGUGACGGGGGCCGACUCUUCCUCGCUGGUGGAGGUGCGGGGCCAGUGCGUGCGGCACUCCGAGGAGCGGGACACACCCAAGAUGUACUGCAGCGCCGAGGGCGAGUGGCUGGUGCCCAUCGGCAAGUGCGUGUGCAGCGCGGGCUACGAGGAGCGGCGGGACGCCUGCGUGGCCUGUGAGCUGGGCUUCUACAAGUCGGCCCCCGGGGACCAGCUCUGCGCCCGCUGCCCUCCCCACAGCCACUCCGCGGCCCCUGCAGCCCAGGCCUGUCGCUGCGACCUCAGCUACUACCGGGCGGCACUGGACCCGCCGUCCGCCGCCUGCACCCGACCCCCCUCGGCGCCGGUGAACCUGAUCUCUAGCGUGAACGGGACGUCUGUGACCCUGGAGUGGGCCCCUCCCCUGGACCGGGGCGGCCGCAGCGACAUCACCUACAACGCCGUGUGCCGCCGCUGCCCCUGGGCCCUGGGCCACUGCGAGGCGUGCGGGAGCGGCACCCGCUUCGUGCCCCAGCAGACCAGCCUGGUGCAGGCCAGCCUCCUGGUGGCCAACCUGCUAGCCCACAUGAACUACUCCUUCUGGAUCGAGGCGGUCAACGGCGUGUCCGACCUGAGCCCCGAGCCCCGCCGGGCCGCCGUGGUCAACAUCACCACGAACCAGGCAGCCCCGUCCCAGGUGGUGGUCAUUCGCCAGGAGCGAGCAGGGCAGACCAGCGUCUCGCUGCUGUGGCAGGAGCCGGAACAGCCCAACGGCAUCAUCCUGGAGUACGAGAUCAAGUACUACGAGAAGGACAAGGAGAUGCAGAGCUACUCCACCCUCAAGGCGGUCACCACCAGGGCCACCGUCUCGGGCCUCAAGCCGGGCACCCGCUACGUGUUCCAGGUCCGAGCCCGCACCUCGGCCGGCUGCGGCCGCUUCAGCCAGGCCAUGGAGGUGGAGACCGGGAAACCCCGGCCCCGCUAUGACACCCGGACCAUCGUCUGGAUCUGCCUGACCCUCAUCACUGGCCUGGUUGUGCUUCUCCUCCUGCUCAUCUGCAAGAAGAGGCACUGCGGCUACAGCAAGGCCUUCCAGCACUCGGACGAGGAGAAGAUGCAUUAUCAGAACGGGCAGGCACCUCCACCUGUCUUCCUGCCCCUGCACCACCCUCCGGGGAAGAUCCCAGAGCCCAAGUUCUAUACAGAACCGCACACCUACGAGGAGCCGGGCCGGACGGGCCGUGGUUUCACCCGAGAGAUCGAGGCGUCUCGGAUCCACAUUGAGAAAAUCAUCGGCUCAGGCGAGUCUGGGGAAGUCUGCUACGGGAGGCUGCGGAUGCCGGGGCAGCGGGACGUGCCCGUGGCCAUCAAGGCCCUCAAAGCCGGCUACACGGAGAGACAGCGGCGGGACUUUCUGAGUGAGGCGUCCAUCAUGGGUCAGUUUGACCACCCCAAUAUCAUCCGCCUUGAAGGUGUCGUCACCCGUGGCCGUCUGGCAAUGAUCGUGACCGAGUACAUGGAGAACGGGUCUCUGGAUGCCUUCCUGAGGACGCACGACGGCCAGUUCACCAUCGUGCAGCUGGUGGGCAUGCUCAGAGGCGUGGGUGCUGGCAUGCGCUACCUCUCGGACCUGGGCUAUGUCCACCGCGACCUGGCCGCUCGCAACGUACUGGUCGAUGGCAACCUGGUCUGCAAGGUGUCCGACUUCGGGCUCUCCCGGGUGCUGGAGGACGACCCUGAUGCUGCCUACACCACCACGGGAGGCAAGAUCCCCAUUCGCUGGACGGCCCCCGAGGCCAUCGCCUUCCGGACCUUCUCCUCGGCCAGCGACGUGUGGAGUUUCGGGGUGGUCAUGUGGGAGGUGCUGGCCUACGGGGAGCGGCCCUACUGGAACAUGACGAACCGGGACGUCAUCAGCUCCGUGGAGGAGGGCUACCGCCUGCCCGCACCCAUGGGCUGCCCCCACGCGCUGCACCAGCUCAUGCUUGACUGCUGGCAUAAAGACCGCACCCAGCGGCCCCGCUUCUCGCAGAUCGUCAGCGUCCUGGACUCGCUCAUCCACAGCCCUGAGAGUCUCAGGGCCACGGCCACCGUGCACAGGUGUCCGCCCCCCGCCUUUGCCCGGAGCUGCUUUGACCUCCGAGGGGGCGGGGGUGGCAGCGGGGGCCUCACCGUGGGAGACUGGCUGGACUCCAUCCGCAUGGGCCGCUACCGGGACCACUUCGCUGCCGGGGGUUACUCCUCCCUGGGCAUGGUGCUCCGUAUGAAUGCUCAGGACGUGCGUGCCCUGGGCAUCACCCUCAUGGGCCACCAGAAGAAGAUCCUGGGCAGCAUCCAGACCAUGAGGGCCCAGCUGACCAGCACCCAGGGGCCCCGCCGGCACCUCUGACCUAAACCCAGCCAGCCCCUGGGCCCGCCUGCUGUCAGCGGCGGCGGACUCGCGAGGUGGGCGGUCCCAGGCCUCUGCCCUUCCGCCUCAGCUGCCUUCCGCUCAGGUGCCAGGGAGACCGAGGAUUCCGCUGCAAGACCCGGACUUAUCUGGGGUCAGGCCACCUGGGAAGGGACUUUGGCGCCCAGCAGAGGGCAGAGGGCCUUCUCUUUCCCAGGAGCUGGAGCGUCAAGGCCCCUGAGAUGUCGCUCACCUGCCUCCGUGUGCGCGCAGGACUGUGUGUGCGCACUCACCUUCUCACGAGGUCGUGGGAGCCCUGGUGAGCAUGUGUGAUCCUGUGUGUGUGUGUCCAUUUUUCAGGUCCCCCAUGGAUGUGUGUGAGUUCCGGUGACUGUGCUUAUUCGUUAAGGCUGGACGCGCGUGUGUGUGACUGUGGAGGGCGUGUCACGAGCGUGAGGAUGUGUGAGAAAGGAGCGCCGUGUGACACAUUGCCCCUCGAAUGUGGGCCCGGGUCCCAGCACCCACGGGGGCUGGGCGAGGCUCAGCCCCUCCCGCACACCUGGAGUCCGGAGCCAGGGGCUACUUCCGAACCUCACCAGCACCAGGCCCACCCUAGUUCUCAGCCCGGGUGGGCCCACCCCCGGCUCUAUCUCAGGUCUGAGCCCUCCCUCUGGCUGGUAGGGGCGGGGGUCACCUGCUUCCCCCACCUGGCUCCCUUCACUGCUUCAACAGGAAAACAGGGUUCCCGGCCAUUCUCUCUGGCCACCUUCUGCACAGGCAUCACCACGGCAUACACGCGAUGCCCUCAGCUGAACUUGGCUACCUGGCCAGGGGCCAGGGGCCACCACCUUCCUCCCAUUCUCUGGUGCCCCUCCACCGCCCAGGGCUUCUCACUUGGAAGGGCCUCUGCCAAUGUCACUGCCCAGCCCUGGCCUGCCCUCCGCUCCCCGGCCCCAUGCCCAGGAUCAAGGACCAUAAGAUCCUAGUUUUUCAGCCCCAAGUCCACCCCUCCUUCACCUUCUGGGCAGACCAAGGGAGUGUGUGUGCCUUGUCCAAGGUCACACGGCAGCUUCAGAGUUUCAGAGCUGCGCCUCCGCCGGGGGCUCUUUCCCCCAAAUCCUCCCCCACAGAGGGCAGUGGGUGGGAGGGACUCGGGAAGCCCCAACCCCGCCCCCACCGACUCAGUUGACCCUCCCCCUUGCGGCCCACCAGGGUAUGUAAAUAUCUUUUUUCUACCAUGUCAGAAUAUUAUUUUUCCUCACUCCUGACAAUGCAAAAAUGGUCUUCAAAGCACAUAAAAAAAACAAAAAACAAAAAAAACAAAACAACACCCAGGGUGAGAAAGCCCCAUCCCAGGGGAAGCUGGCAGGGCCCAUGGAUCCCCACCGAGCGGGACACUCGGUGAGCCCUGCCAGCCCCCAGGGAGGGAAGAGCCCAGCCCCACCCCCCGCCCAGCCCUCCCCGUAGCCAGCACCGCUGUCCCGCGGAGACGCCAGCACUGAGCCCCCUCUCCCUCCUGCAAUAAUUCGGGGAGCCUCAGCCCCACCCAGGUGCCGCGGCAAGCUCUCUACACCUCUAUAUAUUAUAUUACUAUAUCGCCGAGCUGUUCUUCCUUCCUAUGGAAGUCGGAAACGUGGUCAGGACACGAUCCGGGGAGGACCCUGUCUUCCUCCCACCCCCAUCCCAAUUUCGCCCAGUUCCUGGACUCCGGAUCCUCAUGGUCAGGGGGCACACAGUGGGCCUGGCACUUGGAAAAGUGUGGCCCCUGCCCAUAGCGUGAGGUGCCCCAGGGACCUGCCUCUCUGUGGGCUCCAUCCUGAAUCUUGUACUUGCCCACAAGGAGAAUAAA
Molecule: messenger RNA, 4867 nt
Organism: Cervus elaphus (red deer)
Lineage: Eukaryota; Metazoa; Chordata; Mammalia; Artiodactyla; Cervidae
Gene: EPHA8
Product: EPH receptor A8
Exons: 17
Coding region: 1-3018 (1005 amino acids)
Biological process (GO): axon guidance; cell surface receptor protein tyrosine kinase signaling pathway; protein phosphorylation
Cellular component (GO): neuron projection; plasma membrane
Molecular function (GO): protein binding; ATP binding; transmembrane-ephrin receptor activity
Source: RefSeq, a predicted model, not a curated record